UGGAGAAACUACAGCGAUAAACAAAGCCUCUGACCGCGCAGGGUUUGAACACAGGCCAAUAUGUUCUCUCGUUCACUCAGGAGGUUCAGUUCAUCGUUUGAUCAGCCUAAGUCUUAGCAGUCAGCCAAUGCCAUGGCGGACAGAACACUCCCUCCCCAAGUGGAGGGGCCGUCACAGGGUCGCCUUGAUAUGAUAGUAGGUCGUCCAUCUUUGUUCCCUGCUCCCAAAGCAACGCAAACCUUUGUCUUCACAUUCAGGUGGUGGGGGGACACGCAACCCUGUGUAUUACGGCUUCCUCCACACAAAAGCGAAGUAAGAAUUGUUUAUCACAUAACAUGCAGCCCUCGGUCCUUCCGUCAGUAUCUUCUGGAUGCUGGAAGCCUGCAUGUGAGUCUCAGGAUAGAAGGCUCUGGGAAGACGCACGAUAUGGAGGAGGACCAUCAAUUAAACAAUGAAUUGCAGAAUCUGAAAAAAUCUGGAAUAGAAACCCCAAGACAAAAGUUGCUAAGAAGGCAGCUGCGUCUCAAGAAGGGCUGGCAAGAUGGGGAUGUUGUUGGGAGCUUUAUGUUGCCAGACAUGAAGCUGAACACUAGAGGUGACUAUGUCCGGGAAUGCAGGAUAGUCGACUCCUCUGCUGAUAUUGUUGGCACGAUUGUGGUGACGCUGGUAUUUCUCGAAGGGAGUUUGGAUGACUUUCACCACCUCAAAAUAUCAAACGAUGAACAAACAUCACCAAAUGACAAGAGCAGUGAAACAAAACCCAAAGCUAGGCCCUCGGGAAUCCCAGUGAGGGAGACUCAUGCUAGUAAAAUUCCCAAGAAUGUCAAUGAAGGAUACAGACCAAGGAGUAGAAGUAGUAGCUUCAGGAAUUCGCCAAGAUCGAAGAGUGAGCCACUGAAGUCUCCCAGGAAGCAGCAAGGGGAACACCUCAUCCAAGGUUACCAGGGGAAGGAAAACGAGGCUCCACCAAGAAUGAGGGAGGCCAAGGGGAGUCAGCCAAUGGAGAGCCAAGAGCCCCAGGUUGUGCUGCGGAGAGGGAGGGGUGAGAACCAGUCUCUCAUCAGGGAACGGCCAGCAAGUUGGGGUCUGUAUCCUCUGUUAAAUGGGGCGGAUCCAUAUUCCUUAGUUGCCAUCUCCUACCUGUGUGGAUUCUCGUCCCAACUCCUCCAUCACCAUUCCAGACGUGAAACUGGCCUAAACACCUGCACCUCUCCACAACGUUUUCAUCUACUUGAGUCUGGAGCUGUGAAGAAGGAAGAUCUUCCUAUCCUUAUGCAGGUCUUGGAGGGUAGAUCGCCUAGUCUUGAUCUCUCCAACCUUGACCCAGACACACAGAAACUCCUUGAGGGACUAGACCUGUCCAUGAGCUUCUCAGGAAUCAGCACCACAUCCUCAGGGAGAAGCUUCUCCAGGGGUGACACCUCAGGAAUGGAGAAGCAGGGAGAGAAACCCAGGUCACAGGGGUUCUCUGUCUUUAAGGGGAAUGAACAGGAUGCGAUCAGCUUCUCAGGCAUGUCCAUGACAUCAGGAAUAUGGCCGUUGGAGAGGGUUGAGGAAGGCCAGGGCAGUAAACCAGUGCUGCAGGAAAGGGUACAGCCCCAUGCAAGUCCAAGGGCUGCUAGGAGGCUCAGUCAAAUUGGCAGUGCAAAAUCAAAGAUACCAAUGAGCCAUGCAGGAUCCAAGAGCCCAGGGACGGCUUGUCGAUCCUUGCUGUCAAGGCCAACUGCAGAGAGGACCAUUUCAGCUGCAGCCAGAGAUGCUUCAUUCACCUCAAAGGAUG
Messenger RNA from Penaeus vannamei (Pacific white shrimp), 1780 nucleotides. The record is from RefSeq and is a predicted model, not a curated record. Lineage: Eukaryota; Metazoa; Arthropoda; Malacostraca; Decapoda; Penaeidae.